AUGUUGCCAACUUUUUUCCUAAAACUUUACUUAAUAAUAAGUAAAUCUAAUAUAAUCUAUCUGUUUCAGUAUUUACGGAAUAUUCUCUAUGAAUAUAUGAUGGGAAAAGAAACCAAGACUCUUGCCAAAGUUAUUUCAACUGUAGUUAAUUUUGACGAUGAACAAAAAAGAAAUAUUUUAGCGCGAGAAGAUGCCAAGGUAAGUUUUGAUGUGUUUUUUAGUUUUGUGUAA
Lottia gigantea (owl limpet) is the source of this 231-nucleotide messenger RNA. RefSeq lists its product as hypothetical. Gene Ontology annotation, cellular component: Golgi apparatus. The transcript has 2 exons. The record is from RefSeq and is a predicted model, not a curated record. Gene Ontology annotation, molecular function: small GTPase binding. The coding region runs from base 1 to 231 and encodes 76 amino acids. Gene Ontology annotation, biological process: Golgi vesicle transport. NCBI's taxonomy places the organism in Eukaryota, Metazoa, Mollusca, Gastropoda, Lottiidae.